UUGACGCGUGCGCAGGCUGGGCCCUCCCAGCAGGCUCUAGGGCAAGAUGGCUCCGCGCGGGUCCGUACCGCCGACUGUCUGAGGGGACGCCGAGUGACUGCCACCGUGUUCCAGCUCCGCGGGAAAGCAGAGGCCGAGCCCCAGGGGUGCGAUGGCCGCGGUGGUGGCCAAGCGGGAAGGGCCGCCGUUCAUCAGCGAGGCAGCCGUGCGAGGCAACGCCGCGGUCCUGGAUUACUGCCGGACCUCGGUGUCGGCGCUGUCGGGGGCCACGGCCGGCAUCCUCGGCCUCACCGGCCUCUACGGCUUCAUCUUCUACCUGCUUGCCUCCAUCCUGCUCUCCCUGCUCCUAAUCCUCAAGGCGGGGAGGAGGUGGAACAAAUAUUUUAAGUCACGAAGACCUCUCUUUACAGGAGGCCUCAUCGGAGGCCUCUUCACCUACGUCCUGUUCUGGACGUUCCUCUACGGCAUGGUGCACGUCUACUGAAAUGGGGCAGGGGUGACUUUUUUAGAAAACCAGAUGGGGAAGACUGUUGCCGGGCAAUAACAACGUGUAGACUCACUUAGUUUUUAAAUUGUUGAGUUCACUGCUUGUUCUGUAACGUUAUAACUUAUACCAGAAGACGGAGAGCCUGUAAUAUUCAGAUUAAAUGAAGCGUGAGACA
Molecule: messenger RNA, 662 nt
Organism: Eptesicus fuscus (big brown bat)
Lineage: Eukaryota; Metazoa; Chordata; Mammalia; Chiroptera; Vespertilionidae
Gene: EMC6
Product: ER membrane protein complex subunit 6
Exons: 2
Coding region: 152-484 (110 amino acids)
Biological process (GO): autophagosome assembly; protein folding in endoplasmic reticulum
Cellular component (GO): EMC complex; membrane; endoplasmic reticulum
Source: RefSeq, a predicted model, not a curated record